This is a messenger RNA of Kalmanozyma brasiliensis GHG001, 456 nucleotides long. Its product is annotated as EF-hand domain protein. The record is from RefSeq and is a predicted model, not a curated record. Bases 1 to 456 code for a protein of 151 amino acids. Gene Ontology annotation, biological process: mitotic actomyosin contractile ring assembly. NCBI's taxonomy places the organism in Eukaryota, Fungi, Basidiomycota, Ustilaginomycetes, Ustilaginales. Gene Ontology annotation, cellular component: myosin II complex. The transcript is spliced from 2 exons. Gene Ontology annotation, molecular function: calcium ion binding.
AUGGAAUCGCCGCACUGCAUCCCCUUCGUCCAUCAGUCCGACGCCGAAUACAAAGAAGCCUUUGCCCUGUUCGACAAGAAGGGUACGGGCACCAUCUCCCGCGAAUCCCUUGGCGACCUCCUUCGUGCUCUCGGUCAAAACCCAACCCAGGCCGAAGUGGCCGACCUGGCCAACGCCGCACCCAAGGACAUCGACUACAACGCCUUCCUCAACAUCCUCAACCGACCGAACGGGUUCAAGCCCGCCGGAACGCCCGAGGAGUUCAUCCGCGGCUUCCAGGUGUUCGACAAGGACGGCAACGGCUUCAUCGGUGCAGGAGAGCUGCGAUACGUGCUGACGAGCUUGGGAGAGAAGUUGAGUGAUGAUGAGAUGGAUGAGCUGUUGAAGGGUGUUCAGGUGCAUCCCGACGGCAACAUCCACUACGAAUCCUUCGUUCGCCAGAUUCUCAGCCAGUAG